CCAUCUUUGGUCGACACCCAGGCAGAGCUUUCGCCGCGGUGCACAGGCAGCGGAAUCAGGGAGCCGGUGCCGAGCGGAGGAGGAGGGCUGUGAUUCUGUAGCACGGGGGGGCUCUCUUGCAUUUUAAAUCCCCCAGUCUGUGCUAAAGGGGAUUACAGGAGGUCGAAGGAGGAGGAGGAGUUGAGGAGGAGGGAAGGGCAGCCUCUCUCAACACGGCAGCAGCAGUUGUGAGGAGGAGGAGGAGGAGGGGAGGAGGAGGAUGCAGGCAUAAAGCAUAAAGAGGAGGAAAAGCAGAAGCCCUUCCGACACCUGCUGAGAGCCGCCGCGGGCCUUUCAUCCUCCUUUGUGUUGAUGCUCUUUACGUCCCUUGUUCUCUCCCACUUGUGAUUUUUCUGGCGGUGGUGGUGGGGGGGACGGGGACGAAGACGAAGGGGCCUCCACUGGAUUGUGGAACAAAAAGCUUCUUGGGGCCUUUUUUCUUCUCCUCUCCACUCGGCGCAUUUUUUUUUUUUUUGUUGCAAUCAGCUGAGUCAUCAUGUCUGAUCUGACGCCUCAGAGCGAAACCCCGACCCCCACCACCGACAAGAUCACCCAGGCCGCCCGGGAGACCAUCUAUCUCUGCAACUUCCGCGUGUCCGUCGAUGGCGAGUGGCUCUGCCUGCGCGAGCUCAACGACAUCUCCCUGACGCCGGACCCCGAGCCGGCCCAUGAAGAACCCAAGGAUCCCAUCGCCCUCGAGCGGCUCAACCUGAUGAACAUGGGCCAGCUGAGCAUCAAGGGCCUGAUCGAGUCCGCCCUCAACCUCGGCCGCACGCUGGACUCUGACUACGCGCCGCUGCAGCAGUUCUUUGUGGUGAUGGAGCACUGUCUGAAGCACGGCUUGAAAACCAAGAAGACGUUCCUGGGGCAGAACAAGUCCUUCUGGGGGGCGCUGGAGCUGGUGGAGAAGCUGACGCCCGAAGCGGGAGAGAUCACGGCCAGCGUGAAGGACCUCCCUGGCCUCAGAACCCCCCUGGGGAGAGGACGGGCCUGGUUGAGACUGGCUUUGAUGCAGAAGAAGCUCUCUGACUACAUGAAGACCAUCAUCAACAGAAAGGACCUGCUCAGUGAGUUCUACGAGGCGAACGCGCUGAUGAUGGAGGAGGAGGGCGCCGUCAUCGCCGGGCUGCUCGUGGGACUAAAUGUCAUCGACGCCAACCUGUGUAUGAAGGGAGAGGACUUGGACUCUCAGGUCGGCGUGAUUGAUUUCUCGAUGUACCUGAAAGAUGGAGGACACAGUAGUAAGAGUGCAGAGGGCGACGGUCAGAUCACAGCGAUUCUCGAUCAGAAGAACUACGUGGAGGAGCUGAACCGACACCUGAGCGCGUCGGUGAAUAACCUGCAGGCCAAGGUGGACGCUCUGGAGAAGUCCAACACGAAGCUCACGGAGGAGCUCGCCGUGGCGAACAACCGGAUCAUCACUUUACAAGAAGACGUGGAGCGAGUGCAGGAGGAGAGCUCGUACCAGCUGGAGACCAGGAAGGCAUCAAGAAGCGAGUCGGCUCCGGACGGACAAGUGCUGGGCGAAACACGCAAGCAGCUCAAAGAGGAAACUCUGCUUCGAUUGGACGUGGAGAAGGAGCUGGAGGUGCAGAUCGGGAUGAAGCAGGAGAUGGAGCUGUCCAUGAAGAUGCUGGAGAAGGACGUCUGCGAGAAGCAGGACGCUCUGGUGGAGCUCAGGCAGCAGCUGGAGGACCUCCGCGUCAUCAACCAACAGCUGAGCCACAAGUCCCAGAGCGCCGACGCCGGCUCCAAACAGAAGAGUGAAGCCAUCGCUCGGCUGGAGGAGAAGAUCAACCAGAUGAGCGGCACCGUGAAGCAGAUGGAGACCAGAUGCAAACAGGCUGAGAGGGAGAGGGUUCUGGCUUUGGAGGCCAACCGGCUCUUCAAACAGGAGUUUGGGGACAAAAUCGAGAGUCUGCAGGUGGAGGUGGAGCAGCUGAGGAAGCACAGGUCCCACCUGGAGCUGGAGCUGAGAAAAGAGCGGCAUCGCCACGGCGACGGCUCGUCCUCACAGUCCGGCGUUCCCCGGAGGGAGACGAGGCUCCCAGAGGACAUAGCGAACAUCCCCAAGCGCGUCCCAGCAUCUAUAUCGGUCAAAAGGGAGAGCGAGCCGUUCAACACGGGAACCGAGGACAAAACCAGUCUGAGCUCCAGCUUGUCCUCGAGGUCCCACCAUGAGGACGAACAGGACGAGGAGGAGGAGGAGGUCUGUCAGCCUUCCAUCUGCAGCAUGUGUGAACGGGACGACUCCCUCACCAAGACAAAGAGACGCUGUAAGAACUGCGAGGGCGUCUUCUGCGAGGGCUGCGUGUCCAACGAGCUGCCGCUGGCCUCCUCCAUCCUCCCCGAGACGGUGUGCACCGCCUGCUACUCGCUGCUGCUGCAGCAGUACGCGUCCACGCCGACAUGAGCCCGCGUCUCCGCGCUGCCGACACGCACUCCUCCCCUGACUUUACGGAAGGUCUGACGGGGGCCCGCCCGGGUCGUUCCCGGUAGUGAACGCCAAACUCUUGCCGUUUGGAUGCAGGUUUUCAUCCACUGGAGUCGCUGUAAUUCUUCCCUUCUGCCGGUGUUUUAGCUGCAUUUUUAAAAAAAGCUGUAAAAAAAAAAUGGCUUCUGAUGGCAUAAAAAAAGAGAAUCAUCUCACCGGUUUAAAAAAAUGUCCACUAAGUGGAUUAUCAAAUUAAAAGUGUUAAUAUAUUUUUAAAGGAUUUAGUUUUAAAAGAUUGGAAACUAUGUUUCAUUCUAACUAUUACUCAUAUGCAGAUCAGUAUAUGAAGAGCCUUUCAGGUGAAGCAUGACAUCUUUCUCUCUCUACGUGGUUUCGGAUGCUGUUAGAAUCCAAUAUCCCCCUUUGGACCAGAUAUUAUAUUCUACUAUGAUAUCAAACGUGUGAUAGCAUUUUCUAAAAGACUGCAGUCAAAAUGUGUUUUACACUCUAAUGUUAAAAUAUAAAUAUAUAUAUUAGUGGUGGACCCGGAGCAAUGAGUUAAAAGCAUUGUAAUGCUAAAGACCAGAAAACACACAUUAAAUCCCAAUGUUGUGAGCUUAUCAGCACAUAUUUGAUGGUCUUCAGCUCCGGCUCCAAACUGCAGAGAGUAUUUACCUCCUGGGGGGGGGUAUAGAGAUCCAAACAUCAGACUGUUCCUAUUGUUUACAACGCUACGUAUUCUGGGUAAAGUGUGCUUUCUGUUAUAUUCACAUCAUUUGACAAAGAAUAGUCUGGUUGUGGAGAUUCUAGUCUUUUCUCUGGGUAAACUUUGAUCUGCGGACUGGCCCGACGUGUGCACGCACAUGCAGCUUUGCAACAGCUGAUUUUAAUGUUUUAUUAACUCGAAUGGAGAAGUUAGAAGCUCAGUCGUCCUUGUUGAAGCUGAUUAACACGCCCGAUGGAAAUGCUUCGUAUAUCAACAAUAAACUUUUAGAUGUC
This is a messenger RNA of Gasterosteus aculeatus aculeatus (three-spined stickleback), 3472 nucleotides long. RefSeq names its product RUN and FYVE domain containing 3 (gene rufy3). Gene Ontology annotation, biological process: regulation of axonogenesis. The record is from RefSeq and is a predicted model, not a curated record. Gene Ontology annotation, molecular function: metal ion binding. NCBI's taxonomy places the organism in Eukaryota, Metazoa, Chordata, Actinopteri, Perciformes, Gasterosteidae. Gene Ontology annotation, cellular component: cytoplasm.